CCUCCUGCCUCCUGUCCAUUCUCAAUAUGGAAAGCGAGAUGAUGUCAUAUUGUCACUUUCACCAUCGACAGUGGAGAGGAGAACACCUUGGGAGCUCUUGGACUAGCUGAAAACACCCCCCGGAGUGACAGGGCAUUUCUGAGCAUCGCAAAGAUGUGCAGACUGACAGUCUUCAUUGUGGCUGCCUGUGCAUUGAUGGUGGGUCUCUCAGUCUGCUGCCCCCAAAGAAGAUACCACGUCGGUAGCGAUACAAAGACCUGGGACCAAGCUCGUCAAUACUGUCAAAGUAAUUUCACUGAUCUGGUUAGUGUUCGCAGUGAAGCGGAAAUGCUGACAGUCACGGCACUGAUCUCCCGGGUCUCAGGUUACUGGUUUUGGCUGGGUCUGCGCAGAAACACAACCAACUUGCCUUGGGAAUGGUCAACUGGUGAGGCCUUUCAAUACAGCAACUGGAGGAACGGGGAGCCAUUUGUUAAAGCAGACUGUGGAGCCAUGGAUCCCAUUGGAGAGUGGGCAGCUGGUAGUCAUGAUAUCUAUUUGAACUUCAUCUGUAUGGCAGGACCUUCUGCGCAGUGCGGUCAGAGGGAGUACUUCCUGGUUCACACAGUGAAGAAUGCGGACGAAGCCAGAGAACACUGCAGAUCUCUGUACACAGACCUGGUGAGCAUCACAAGCCAAGAUGUGCUCCUGGAUAUCGAACAGCUGAUGAACAAAACCACUUCCAAUAUCGACUACUGGAUAGGACUGAGGAGGGACGAUGGGUCUUGGGGCUGGGGAAACAGGGAAACUUUCAGCUACAGCAACUGGGGAGCAGGACAGCCAGGGAGCAAUGGAACCUGUGUGACGAUCAAGACCUCUCAAUUGAAUUUUGGGGAAUGGAUGGUGGACAACUGCACUGACAACAAGGAGUUUAUCUGUUACAAAGAUCUACAGAACACCACCACUGUUCUGUCUGACUCUCAGAACUCUCCAACCACCGGGCCAGCCGCUUCCCAAAUACCAGAUGGAGGAGAACAAUCCCAGCAGCCUUCCACGAUGGGCGGCACCUCUCCUCAAGCCAGCUCCCCUGGGCACUCCAGCUCCUGGCUCCCUGGCACUUCACCUGCAGUAACAGAUCCAAACCCCUCAGACCCUCCUUCCACUCCAGUCUCUAAAGAUCCAAACCCCUCAGACCCUCCUUCCACUCCAGUCUCUAAAGAUAACAUGGCAAUCGGAAGGGUCAAAUUGACCGCACCAAGAGGAAUGAAUCUUGAAGACCCCAAAGUGAGCGAAGCCAUUUUAGAGCAGAUUCGGGAGCACUUCUCCAAGAAUUUUCCGAUGGAAGACGUUAAGAUGCGCUGGAGAAAACAAAAUGGAGAGAUUUUCCACAAGGACGAGGAAGAGGAGGAGUAGGAAGAGGAGCUCCAAGCAGUGAGAUACCAGCACAGGCAUGACGAGUGUGACUCAGGGCAUUUUGUCAUUGAUCUCUAUUAUAAACUAAUCAAAGCGUGCUUGUAUUUCUCAAUGUUUUAUAUACAUUGGUGGUUGGUAUUAGAUCAAAUAGAUUCACACUGGGAUUAAAGUUUAUUUAAGGCUUCUGAGUGUGUGUUUAAUGUUAUAUUAGCAACUACAACUAUAAUUUAAAUUAGAUGUGUUGAGGGUUUCAGUUUUAGAUUCAUUUUACAAUAUCUACUGGUACAACUCUGAUUUAUUUUAAGGUGUGGGUUUUAGUUAUAUGUUACCUACUGGUACAACAUUUAUAUUAUGGUGAUGGGUGUAAUUUUAAUUUAUAAUAAGUACAAUACAUAUUACAUUAGUUACUAGUGAAACUGAUUUAUUUAUUUAUUUAUUUAUUUAUUUAUUUAUUAGCAGACGCCCUUAUCCAGGGCGACUUAGAGUCGUAAACAAAAAUACAUUUCAAGAAUCACAGUACAAGUAAUAAUACAAUUAAGAGCAAGAUAAAUACAAUGACUUUGGUAUUUUAUUAAGGAUAAAAUAUUAAGGAUUUACAAUGUUUGUUCAACUUAAAAUAGAAAGAGAGAAAUAAUUUGCAGAGUGAUUACAAGUAGGUCAGUUUGCAAAGGCAAGAUCGGAAAAAUGGACAACUUGCAAGUUACUGCACAAUCCCAUAGGGGGCGCAAUAAAAAAAAAAAUACUAUGGGAAAGGGUGGAGGCAAUAAUAAUAAUGGAAUUACUGGAUUUGAAAAGUCUUGAUGCUACAAACUUUAUGAACAAGAAAUUAUGGUUUAAUUGCUUAUCGGACAGACAGGGAUCCGACAUACAGCACAUAAAGAAAAUUCUUAUUUUUUGUACAUGAUCCUAUAGCGAAAGGAAUUUGACAGCUCUUGAGCUGAGCCUCUUCCACAAAUCAGUCUGCAGAAGUUCUGAGCAGGAGCUGCAAGGGAGUCUGGGUAAGCGAGACUAGUUGCCCUAGUGCAGGGGUCAGUAACAUUGACCCUUCCAGUCCAGGUCUUUGUUCCAACCAUGUCCUUAAUCACUACCUGGAUGAAUGGCCCUCCAGGACUGGAGUUGUCUAUCGCAAUGGAAGCAAUCCUGCAGCAUAGUUUAAGAGUGGUGGCGCCCCCUGUGGGCUUUAUAAUCAGCCUGUAUUUAAAAAGAAACACCAGCAUGUGUCUGCUAAGAAAUAAAUAAAUAAAUAAAUAAAUAAAUAAUAAUAAUAAUAAUAAUAAUAAUAAUAAUGUAGAGUGAAAGGACAGCAGUGUUUAGAUCCACUGCUGUUUAUUAAACCAAUGUUGCAUGACAGGAAACCAAAAAUGAUCAAAAAAAUGAUUUAGUUUAGUCAAAAGAAAACCCAGCUAAAUUAUUUUUAAUAACACAUACUGGACAAAAUCUUGACUUGAUAAUGCAGUGAAAGAGAGUCACGCAAUAUGUUUAAAAUUUUAAAGACGUGUUCUGGUCUCAAACACAGAGUCAGGUCCACCUGAUUCAAAGUGGACGCAAUGCACCAUGGGGUUAAACCAUGAAGGCUAUGUGUAAGGGUAUCUGUGCUUUGCAUGAAGAUUAAUAGAUAUGAAACUGAUUAGGAAUAAGAUCAUUUCUCACUAUUCAUAUUCUGUAUUUCUGAAAGCAGUUUUG
Molecule: messenger RNA, 3075 nt
Organism: Acipenser ruthenus (sterlet)
Lineage: Eukaryota; Metazoa; Chordata; Actinopteri; Acipenseriformes; Acipenseridae
Product: macrophage mannose receptor 1-like
Exons: 9
Coding region: 154-1392 (412 amino acids)
Source: RefSeq, a predicted model, not a curated record